Emiliania huxleyi CCMP1516 is the source of this 1276-nucleotide messenger RNA. RefSeq lists its product as hypothetical. Bases 56 to 1174 code for a protein of 372 amino acids. NCBI's taxonomy places the organism in Eukaryota, Haptophyta, Isochrysidales, Noelaerhabdaceae. The transcript is spliced from 3 exons. The record is from RefSeq and is a predicted model, not a curated record.
GCAAAGUGUCACAGCGGACACAUGUCCCAUCGGGGCGAGGAGCGUCGCUGGCGUGAUGAGCAACGGCGCGCCGAGUACGGACGCGAAGAGCGGCGAUGGCGGGGCGGUUCGCGACGGCGGUCGCGAUCGCGCGAUGAGCCGCGGCGGGAUGAGCUGCGAUGGCGCGACGAGAGUUGGCAAGGCGAGCAAUGGUGGCACCAUGACGGGCGGCAUGACGAGCGGCGCGGCUACAACGACUCCUGGUGCAGUGGUCGCGAGCAGCGAUGGCACGCUGAGCCACACGCCGCUGAGCGAUGGCGCGACGAGCCAUUGCGAGGCGAGCCGCAUCAUGACGGGCGGCACGCGCGACCAUGACCGGCGCGACCGCCGCGGCGAGGGGCAGCCUCAGCACAGCGACCGCCGGUUGAGUCCGCCGAUGCGUGGUGCGGGAUCGCGCGACGAGAGGCACACCUCUGCUGCCAGUGGUCAGCUCAAUGCUAAGCAGCUCAGCGGCCGUAUCUCGCAUGCCAGCGGCGCCGACGAGCUGCUCACGCUCUUUGCUGCCCACAGCGCGAGCUUGGACCACAUUCACGCUGCGAACCUGUGGAACAAACUGGGCAAGCAGCGCGUCGAGCGGCGGCACGAGGAGCAGCUUGAGCGGCUGGUGCAGCGCACGCUCGUCCUCGUCUCGUCCGACUCGCUCGCGCGGGAUCCGUCGAGGUGGAGCGAGGAAGCCCGCCGUCAGCUGCACCAGUGGCAGCUCUGGCUCUUCCUUGAGCGAGGAGCAGACGCGCAGCAGCAUCUUCUUCCCUCCCCUCAGCGCCAGCUUUGCCGCGACGCUAUGGUGGCGACCAUAGCUCGGCCGUCAGGCUUGCAGCGCUCCGUCGCGGCUGCCCUCGCCGCCGUCCAGCACGGCUUCGAGGAAGAGCAUCUCGAGCCGCGCACCGGCUACUCGCUCGACCUGGCGCUGCCCUCGACACGCUUCGCGAUCGAGGUGGACGGCCCCUCUCACUUCCUGCUGCCCGACGGCCGGGGCGUGCGCAGACCCAAUGGGCCAACGCUGCUGAAGCGGCGCCUCCUCGCGGCGGCUGGCUGGAGGGUGAUCAGCGUUCCAUUCUACGAGUGGAACGGCGUCGCGACGGCCAAUGGGCAGCAAACCUACCUGGAGAGGGCGGUCGCCCCGCUGUUGGGCUAGUACUUUGGUGCUUUGUGUGGGUCGCGUUCCCUUGGUAGCUGCGUGGCUGAAGCCCUCGUGCCGCCGCACUAUCAAACUAUUAGCCUAAUAACGUAUGAGUAU